AAGUUUAAAACGUCAAAACAAACUCACGUGUGUUUUGCAUGUUUGGUGGUUGGAGUUUAGAAGUAUUUAAAUAAAUUAAUGAUAGUAUUACAAAAAUGGGUAAACGAAAAUAUGAAAACACGGAAAUAGAACCUUCGAAGAAGGUUAAAAAUGAUGAUUUAGAAAAUACCGAUGAGAUGGUAUCAGAGCAACCUCUAAAUCAUGAAACAUUACAAAGUAAAAAGGCUUUACAAAGGCAUAGUUUUGAUAUGAAACAUUUUAGGAAAGAAUUAGCUUCAAAGCAGGGCCAAACUAUGGUGUUAACACAGUUUCUGAAUGUAUGCUUGAACCCAGAUAAUGAAGUUGAUUAUAUACAUGAAUAUCUUAAGAUCGGUGGCAAUUCACAUGAGAUACUCCGGCAAAUAACACAAGAUAAUAAGAAAAAUCUCACUUUAGCAACACCGGCUUUUCAUCUAUUUCACCUUAUCAUUGUUAAGGUUCAAUCUUCCUUGCCACAUAUGAUUACAAUUACUGAAGAAGCUUGUCGCUACUUCCUCAACACAUUUAUACCAACAGUUGAGAUCAUGAUAAGUGAAAACUCCGGUCCACGGCACAGAAAAAUCAUCCUCAAUCUACUAACAUCUAUGGUAACAUUAAAUUCAGAUUUAGGUGUUGAAAUUCUCAAUCAAUUACCAUUGACACCGAAACAUUUACAAUAUAUUCUAGAAAAACCUAACUAUAAAGAAAAAGAUAACGUCAGAACAGCAUUUGUACAUUUCAUGACUUCUUUUUUAAUUGAAGGCCAUUUACCUCUAAUAAAAGCAUUGCUUGAAAAACAAGGUCUUCUUGGUCUUGUCAUACCAGGAUUGGUACACGAUGAAGCCGAAGCUGUAUUAAUAUUUUUAAAUAUUCUUAAAAAGAAUAUCAUUGAUAAUACAUUAAUAUCAAAAACAUUAAAACUUAAAACAUUUAAUCAACAAGUUUUAUAUAAUAUGUUUAAAGUAUUCUCAUGGAAAGGACCUCCGGAAAUGAAUGGUGAAUUAAAAAAUAAAUUACGUCCGGAAAUAACAAUUCUAUUAUCUGAUAUUAUGGUAACACUGUUCACAUCCCAUAGACUAGGUCUUUAUUUUAUUGAUAACUCAUUGGGCACUACAGAUGUGAACAAAAAUCCAAAUUUAUAUAAAGCCUUGCUCGGAUUAAAAAGACCAUGGGAGAAUGAAUAUGAAUGUGAGGUAAUACUGCAAAUAAUACAUAAAUGUCCUGAUUUGCACAGAGCUAUUAUAAGUGUUGUCGAUCAGAGCUUUCAGCCACAACAUUCGCCUAUUUGGGAAAGAACAGUAGAAUUUCUUAUAAAAUUAAUUGAGAAAUUAAAACCCGAGGAUAUUGUGAGUAAAAUGCAUAAGUUAACACCUCUACAAACGGCAAAUUUUGUAAGAUUUAUAACACUUCCUGUGCCUUUAUUAAAACAUAUUCAACCAAAUAUCGGACAAGAUCAAACAAUAUCUUUAUAUUGUGCUAAAGUAUUAGUGAAAAUGUUACAAAUGUUGAAGCGUUAUAUUCAGAUUUUAGAAUCAAUUGAUAAUCAGACACUUGUUGUAGAACUUAGGAGUAAAUUGGAAUAUUUCGUCCCGAAACAUUUACCUCCACCAACAGCUAUAGUGUCAUUAAUUAAAAAUGUUAUGAGUGACUCAAAUUCUGCAGACGCAACACAAGAUUACAGAUUACCUAAACCUGAUGAAGCGGAAUCUUUACUAGUACUUAUAGAUUUACUACUUCUAUACAAUUCUAUCCAUCCAGCAUUCUUUGAAUCACUUGAAGGGAAUAUAGAUAUUAAAAGCAUCCUUGAUCAUUCAAAGACCAUUUCUAAUACAUGUUUAUUGAAAUUUAAAAUAGUCUCAUUAUGGCUUAUGCUGGACAGUUCUACAGUUUCCACUAAAAAUCCAAUGUUCAAAGAUCUAUUCCGUAUAAUGUUAGAUGUCUAUACAAACGACAGUGAUAAUACUUGGAUAGAAGCGAAAGACACUUUACAUGUGUUCUUUAAGAAUACAAACAUUUUUGAAGACGACGAAGACGAAAUUCAUCUUAUUUUAUAUGCAUUACGUAAAGUUAAAGUUAACCCUAUAUCUUUAAUUGGUGAUAUUGUUGAAUAUGCUAUAACUAAUAAAAAAGAAUUAACUGCUUUAGUGAGGAAUCAAAUUAAUUCUUUAGAAAUAGAAACAAAAGACGAGAAUCUAGAAGCACUAUUUAAUGGACUGAUGAAAAAUAAAUGCAAUGACGAUAACGUUUUUAUGGAAAAUAAAGUACCUUCGCCAUUUGUUGUCGCUUGCAUACAGUAUACGAUGCCUAACAAAGACGCAAAGAAAAGCUUAAAGCAGUUUUUAUCUCUAUACAUAGCGAAUUUACUUCAUUGCAAUUAUUCUCCAGAACUGACAGAAAUUUUAAUGGGAGAUUCAAAAGUGGACGUAAGAAAUUAUGUCGCAAGUUGGAUGGGAGAACCGAUUGCUUUACAAGAUGGCGUCGUUGGAAAAGAUAAUGUUUUAUGUAAUUUAUCCCGAUCUCUCAUUGCUAAUGAAGAUUUAGCACUCGAGGAAAUAUUUACUUUCCUAGAAAAGUCUACAGAAGAGGAAAAAGACAUAGAAAUUUCGGGUAGUUCUUUAAAAAUAGCACAAGCUGUGGACAGUUCGGAAUUGUUAAUAUGGGCGAGAUAUCUGGUAUUUUGUGUUGUGAAAUUAACACAAAUGAAUAGAUUUACGGAAGUCGAAGAAGAUAAAAUAAAACUUUAUAUUGAUUGUUUAAUUGACAUUUGUAAAAAGCAGCACAUGAUACAAGUUUCACGAAAUAUUAUUCUGAAUAUGUUUAAGAAUUCACAUGUACUAAAAAUUUAUACACCAAUAGAACAGAAAAAGAAUGAAAGCAACGUUCUUGUGACAAAACUACUUCUCCACGUGUUGACUCAAUAUUCAGAAAUCGUCAAUUAUUUGGAUCGUAAGAAAAAUAUCUUACUACCCUACCAAAUUAAGAAUUGUAAAGAGAUUAUGAAUAUAUUAAAAAAGAUUAAAAAGAAGAAGUAUAUUAAAUCAGAACAGACAGUAAAGGUUCUUGAAGAAGUUGGAUUGCGCAGAAAAGACGACAUGAUAAUUUUAAACCAUAUAUUUAACGCUGACUUAAAUACUUGUGUUAGUGAAGACAAAGAGCCAAGUCUGUUAUUAGUUAUACUCUGUGUUAUUAUAACCAAGUAUUCAAAGUCAAUAAAAUUAGAUUUACCGCAAGACGCGUUGUUGAAAUCAUUAAAAAUGUACUGUCAGUUAUUAAAGAGUUUGGAAAUAAACGUAAAUUUAACAGACUUGGAAAUAGCGUUGACCAGUUAUUUUGAUAACAAACCGCAAUCGGUUACAUGUGUAUCUGAAGAUAUUUUUAGAUCAUUCUUUCAAACGAAUACGGUACGAAAAUCAACUUCACAGUUGGCUUACACUUUACUUAAAUUUGAUGAAAAGUUAUGCAAAAUUUUCAAAGAAGAAAUCGAUAGACCGCAAAUAUUAAGCCAAAGGGAAUUAACAUUACCCUUAGGUAAUGCCGUUUUAAAUCAUAAUACAUUUUUGUUAAAUAACAAAGAAUUUUUGACAAAAAUUUAUGAUGAAUACAAAUCUAAUAUUAACAAGUAUUUGGAAAAACCUCAUAAAGCAGGCCAAAUAUAUUUAACAACUUGGAAAUUUAUCAAAAAGUUGAUUAUCGAAUGCAUGGAUGUAAAGGAUUGCAAAAAAAUUCUAACAAAAACUCAUAAAUUUGAAGUGGUCGAUAUUGGCCAUAUAAAUUUAUUUCAAUCCGUAUUUCUAAAGAUUUGCAUAGAAGAAGAUAAUAAAAAAGACUACUUGAUUCAUUAUUAUUUAUCUAUCCUACAUCUACUAACUACCGCUAUUAAAGAAAAUGUAGAAAUGAACAUUGUAAAUGAAAUAGUACAUAAUAUAAUACAAGUAACCCAAGUUUCUAAACACAUAAUAGGAUUCAAUAUCGAAGAGAAACAAGAUUUUGCUAAGAUAACAGAAAAUAAUGUAUGGCAAAACUUUUGCAAAGCUGUCUUAAAAGCUUCUUUAAGAAUAAAGACUGCUAAUGAAUCUAUCGAAUCUGGAUCAAAACUUUUGUGUCUACUCACGAGACUUAUAAAGUUAUUUUAUUCGAAGGACCAUGAAGAUAUUAUAACACUAUUUGACAUGGUAACAUCCCACUCAGAAUUCUUAAACGUAAUGCUAAGUCAUCACAGUCUCGAAAUCAAAUCAAGAUUACUGGAGAUUCUUUUCGCAUUGAUAUCUAUAAAUAAAUCAGUGAUGAAACCACAACAGAUACCAGUGUACUUGAGUGCGUAUGGCGCGACCACAGGUUCAUGCGACAAGAUUAUAUUAUCUAUUUUACAUUACUACGAAAGCAAUCAACAACCCGUUAAUGAGUAUAAACCAUACGUAUGGGGUGAUUCCGCUGCUAAUUAUUAUGCUGUACGCAAAAAUAGAACCUCUUCGUUAUGGGGACAUCCGACCCCAAAUCAAGUGUUGAAUUUAUUCGAUAAAGAGAUCAUAGAAAGGACUGUACGAAAUUUUCCAGUCAAUCAAAAAUUAGAAUACAAUUAUGAAUUGCCUGAAUUCAAUGACGGUGGAGUUUCAAACAAAAAACACUCAUUCAAAAACGUUUUAAAUGAAUCUAACAUUAAACCAGUAAAUGACAAUGAAUCGGCAAUCAAAUGCUUAAUUGAAAAAUCUCGAUUUGAAUUAAUCAUGAUGAAAUUAAAACAGAAUGAUAUCACAGAAUGCUCUCACGUAGAUCCUGAUGCAGAAAUAUAUGACCCAGUGUUCGUAUUUUCUUUACUCAGUCAUCUCUUAGCUCCAGGAUCAGUUGCUUCGUGUUUCAAGUUACUGCGAACUGGUCUACUGUCAGUUCCUGUGAUGGCGUUAAGUUCCCACUGCCCAAUGAUGAGAUCAGCAGCUUAUCAUGUUCUUCAUAGAUUUUGUAUGCUGCUGGAAACUGAAACAAAACACAAAAACGACAAACUCUUCCUCGGCGAUUUCAUUACAACGUUACGUAUGAGUUUAUCUACCGCCAUAACUGAUUCAGCAAAUAAUGGACAGGACAAAAAUCCUCGUCUACCCGCAAUCGGUGCCUUGUAUUUAGCUAAAGCAUUAAUGGUAUCAACAGCACCUUUUGACCCACUUUACAAACCAGUCAAUAAUUUCUUCAUAGCGAAAGAAAUUGUUGAUCUUACAAAUGUUCCAGACUUCCUCAGUCUUUUCCACGACAGUGAUGUAGAAUCUAUCGAUAGAAGACAAUGGAUUCUUGAUAUAAUUAAGGAUGGAACUAAAACAAUGACCGAUGUUAACGUGGUAUUUAAAAGUAUGUGUUUGAAAAUGAUGAUGGACUUUUAUUCGACCGAAUUAUGUGAUCGUAAAACGAGAGAAAAGAUUAUAAGUGCUCUUAAUUCUAUAAUAACAGUUCCAAAGGCAUUUGACAUUUUAAUUAAGGGUUAUGGGUUUCUAUCGUGGUUUCAUUACGCUGUGAGGCAGAUACGGAAAGACGAGAAAUGUGUAGUCAUACAAAUGUUUACUUUAAUCAAAAGUAUGUUGUAUAGUUUACGAAUAGAUUCACUUACAAAAGUUUCUUUAGUAAACAAUGUUAACGGUAAAAUCGAGACAAUAAGUGUGAAGGUAGAUAAAGAAAUUGAAUUUAAAAUCUUGCUUAUUCUCAUUGAUUUAUCUAAUUAUUUAGAAGGAUUAGAACUUGCGGAUAUAUACGAAUAUGUGGGUAUAUACAAAAUUGUUUCAAAGAAAACUGUUAAGUUGUUAACUAAGAAACAAAUUUUAAAUUUAAUUAACAAAUGUGUUUCUUUAGUUAACGUUGACGAAACGGUACAUUUGUUGUCUAAAGCCGUUGCUAAUGGAGCUAGGAUUUUAAAAAGUAAAAAUGUUCUCAACUUAGAAGAUACCUCGAUGGAUACUUGUAUAUUUAAAGAAUUAACAAUUCUAGUGCAAACUUAUUUAACUUAAGAGUUUUAAGUCUGUUUUAUUUGUAAAUAAUUAUUGAAAUAAAUCAGUUUUUAAUAUA
This is a messenger RNA of Papilio polytes (common Mormon), 6063 nucleotides long. Its product is annotated as nucleolar pre-ribosomal-associated protein 1. The coding region runs from base 96 to 6005 and encodes 1969 amino acids. The record is from RefSeq and is a predicted model, not a curated record. Gene Ontology annotation, biological process: maturation of LSU-rRNA from tricistronic rRNA transcript (SSU-rRNA, 5.8S rRNA, LSU-rRNA); maturation of 5.8S rRNA from tricistronic rRNA transcript (SSU-rRNA, 5.8S rRNA, LSU-rRNA). Lineage: Eukaryota; Metazoa; Arthropoda; Insecta; Lepidoptera; Papilionidae. Gene Ontology annotation, cellular component: nucleolus. The transcript is spliced from 3 exons.